This is a messenger RNA of Trichosurus vulpecula (common brushtail), 3454 nucleotides long. RefSeq names its product intraflagellar transport 80 (gene IFT80). The transcript is spliced from 20 exons. The record is from RefSeq and is a predicted model, not a curated record. Gene Ontology annotation, molecular function: protein binding. Lineage: Eukaryota; Metazoa; Chordata; Mammalia; Diprotodontia; Phalangeridae. Bases 171 to 2501 code for a protein of 776 amino acids. Gene Ontology annotation, biological process: cilium assembly. Gene Ontology annotation, cellular component: intraciliary transport particle B; centrosome; cilium.
GUCACUAUGGUUACGGGGACCUCUGGAGCCGCUUGCUGUGGAGCGGGCCCGGCCCAGGGCUGCAGCCGCUCUGGAGCCACAGAUUUUUGAUGCUCUUCAUAUGUCUGUCUCUACGGUGGAUAUAGCCAAGCAACUUUUACAUUCAUUUGGAAACGGGAAAUUUUGAGAAAAUGAGACUGAAGAUAUCACUUCUAAGAGAACCAAAACAUCAAGAACUAGUAAGUUGUGUGGGCUGGACCACUGCUGAGGAGCUGUAUUCCUGUAGCGACGAUCAUCAGAUUGUCAAAUGGAACUUGUUAACAAGUGAGACCAGCCAAAUCGUCAAGCUCCCUGACGACAUUUACCCCAUUGAUCUUCACUGGUUCCCAAAGAGCAUUGGCGUGAAGAAGCAGACGCAGGCUGAGAGCUUUGUCCUCACCAGUUCUGACGGUAAAUUUCACCUGAUCUCGAAAUUAGGAAGAGUGGAAAAAAGUGUAGAAGCUCAUUGUGGAGCUGUCCUUGCAGGGAGAUGGAAUUAUGAAGGAACGGCGUUGAUUACAGUUGGUGAAGAUGGACAAGUAAAAAUUUGGUCAAAGUCUGGGAUGUUAAGAUCUACUUUAGCUCAGCAGGGCACACCGGUCUACUCAGUAGCAUGGGGCCCUGAUUCAGAAAAGGUCCUUUAUACAGCAGGGAAGCAGCUGAUUAUUAAACCUCUUCAGCCAAAUGCUAAAAUUUUACAGUGGAAAGCUCAUGAUGGAAUUAUUUUAAAAGUGGAUUGGAACUCAGUCAAUGACCUCAUCUUGUCUGCUGCUGAAGACUGUAAAUAUAAGGUAUGGGAUAGUUAUGGCCGUCUGCUGUACAGCUCCCAGCCUCAUGAGCAUCCUAUUACCUCAGUUGCCUGGGCUCCGGAUGGAGAAUUAUUUGCUGUGGGAUCAUUUCAUACUUUACGCUUGUGUGAUAAAACGGGGUGGUCAUAUGCUUUGGAGAAGCCGAACACUGGCAGUAUAUUUAAUAUUGCUUGGUCUAUCGAUGGCACUCAGAUUGCUGGAGCUUGUGGGAAUGGGCAAGUAGUGUUUGCGCACGUGGUGGAGCAGCGUUGGGAAUGGAAGAACUUUGAAGUGACCUUAACUAAAAGAAGGACCAUGCAAGUUCGGAAUGUUCUUAAUGAUGCAGUGGAUUUAUUGGAAUUCCGUGACAGAGUCAUCAAAGCGUCUUUGAACUAUGGACACUUAGUUGUUUCAACAUCUCUUCAAUGUUAUGUGUUCUCUACAAAGAACUGGAAUACACCACUCAUAUUUGACCUGAAAGAAGGAACUGUUAGCUUAAUUCUGCAGGCUGAAAGGCAUUUUCUUCUUGUAGAUGGAGGAGGCAUCUACUUAUAUUCUUACGAAGGACGAUUCAUUUCCUCUCCCAAAUUUCCAGGGAUGAGAACAGAUAUUCUGAAUGCCCAGACGGUGUCUUUAAGUAAUGAUACGAUAGCAAUCAAAGACAAAGCGGAUGAGAAAAUCAUCUUCUUAUUUGAGGCAUCAUCAGGAAAACCACUAGGUGAUGGAAAAAUUCUUUCACAUAAGAAUGAAAUCUUGGAAAUUGCUUUGGAUCAAAAAGGACUUACCAAUGAAAGAAAAAUUGCUUUUAUUGACAAAAAUAGAGAUCUUUAUAUCACUUCAGUUAAACGUUUCGGGAAGGAAGAACAAAUUAUUAAACUUGGUACGAUGGUCCAUACCCUGGCAUGGUGUGACACGUCCAAUAUACUUUGUGGGCUCCAAGACACUCGUUUUACGGUUUGGUAUUAUCCCAAUACGGUGUAUGUUGAUCGAGAUAUUCUGCCCAAAACGCUGUUUGAAAGGGAUGCAAGUGAGUUCAGUAAAAAUCCCCACAUCGUGAGUUUUGUUGGAAAUCAGGUGACCAUAAGAAGAGCAGACGGCUCUCUGGUUCACAUCAGCAUAUCACCAUAUCCCGCUAUUCUUCACGAGUAUGUUAGCAGUUCAAAAUGGGAAGAUGCUGUAAGACUGUGCCGAUUUGUCAAGGAGCAGACAAUGUGGGCUUGCCUGGCUGCCAUGUCAGUGGCCAAUAGAGACAUGACAACUGCAGAAAUAGCCUACGCAUCCAUUGGGGAAAUUGACAAGGUGCAGUACAUCAAUUCCAUCAAAGACCUUCCAUCCAAAGAGUCCAAGAUGGCCCACGUGCUGAUGUUCAGCGGCAACAUCCAGGAGGCCGAGAUGGUCCUCCUUCAGGCAGGCCUCAUUUACCAGGCGAUCCAGAUCAACAUCGAUCUUUACAACUGGGAAAGGGCCCUUGAGUUGGCUGUAAAGCACAAGACACACGUCGACACAGUUCUUGCGUACCGGCAAAAGUUUUUGGAGACGUUUGGUAAACAGGAAACUAAUAAACGAUAUUUACAGUAUGCAGAAGGGCUCCAGGUCGACUGGGACAAAAUCAAGGCCAAGAUUGAGAUGGAGAUCACUAAAGAGAGGGAGCGGUCCUCCAGCCUCUCCGGCAAAAGCCUGAUGGCCAAGCACUGAGCACUCAGGGUCGCUGUCCAUGGUGGGGAACCCAUCAGAGGGAGGCUGCUUGUUUCCUGUGAGCUUUCGGUCCCCCAGGCCACUCAUUAGCAGAGGGUUUCUCUCCUCCCAUAGUUCCAAGGUGCCUACCUAGCCAUCCCUGUCCCAAGAGUGGUUGGAUGUUGGCCUUCUCUCUGCUGCUGUUCCUGACUGUCUGUGGCAUAGAAAGCAUUGAUGCUCUUCUUCAAGUUCUGAACUUCUUGAAAAGAACUAUCAUGAGCCUGUUCAUUCAACUCUCCAAAACUGUACAAUCCUCCAAAUUGUUGUUAGAGUGAAAAUUAAAGGAGAUGGAUUUGUGAAAAUGCCAGGUGGAUCAUUAGCAUUGGUGCUUAAGGUUUUCCUCUAAAGUAAAGAGAGUAUCAUAUAAUUUUUCUCAUAUAUACACAGUUUUUAUUGAAAUCACCAAGAAGGGAUAUGAAAAAGCUCUAAAGCUAUGUCUGGACCACAUUAAUGUGAAACACAGGAUUCCCAAAUCUGAGACUUUGGAAGUGGCCUGUGCAAUGGGUGCACUAGAUUUGGCAUUCAGUAUAAUUUUCACCAUUGUUUCUUGCAAGAUGUUAGAAUGCUUUUGGAAAGUGUUGUGAACAACAGUGCUGCUAAUUGGGCACGUUUGCCUCCAUGCCUAGCCCCUAGCAUUCUGUGCCUCACUUAAGUAAGAUUUUACAGUGAACUCUUUUUGAUUAGUCUAUCACAGUAACUUUUCUUCAAUUAUUAUGGUCUUAUGAGUUGUUAAAAUUUAUAUAAAUGAAUCUUUACAUACUUAUUUCCUAUGUUAGCACUAAAUAAUUUUGUACCUUUUGCGAACUUAAAUGUGAUAUAAUGAUUGCAAAUACUGUUAAAUACAAAUAUUUCUUCACCUUUCAUAAAUUUAUUAAAUAAAAGAUAAGUUUAUCCAAUAAAGUGCAUUUAUACUU